GAGCAGGUCCCUGGCUGCCCUCUCUCUCUCUCUCUCUGUCUGUGGCUCCUGCAGGCGCCGAGGGAGGAUGGCAGGGAGCUGUCUGCCUGGGGCUGCUGGAAGGAGCCUCCUCUCUGCCCUGCUCUGGCUCUGGCUGAGGCAGGAGGCGGAGGCCGGGGCUGCAGGGAAGAGGGAGGUAAUCAACAUCCAGAUGCACCAUGAAAUCAUUAUACCUCAGUGGAGAGCAUAUGGAAGCUCUGGCAAAAAUAAGCAUCCUCCCAGAGCAGAAGUCAUUAUAACAGCAGAAGGAAGAAACUUCAUCUUAGAUGUUGAGAAGAACACGGACCUCUUUGCACCAAACUACACCGAAAUUCAUUAUACUGAAAGUGGAAUUCCACAAACUGUCACACUGAACAAUACAGAUCAUUGCUUUUACCAUGGCAUAGUGAGGGGGAUAGAAGACUCAAGUGUGGUACUCAGCACCUGCAGUGGUCUACGUGGCCUUAUAACAUUAAGGAACAACUUGAGUUAUAUCUUGGAACCACUUCCUCACAGCCUGGAGCAACACUUGAUCUAUAGGUCAGAACAUCUCAAGAUUCCCAGGGGGAGCUGUGGAAACCAGAAUUCAGGGUCUAUGGCCAUGGACUGGUUUAAUGAGUUGACAGGCCAAGCUGAGCCAGGUUAUCACAGGGUAAAGAGGGAUGAUCAGCAGUCUACGAAAUAUGUGGAGCUUCUGUUAGUGGCUGAUUAUGCAGAGUUUCAGAAGAACAAUUAUGAUAUCCAAGCAACCAAGAAUAAAUUAGUGGAGGUUGCAAAUUACGUAGACAAGUUUUACAAAUCUCUAAACAUACGGAUUGCUCUCGUUGGACUUGAGGUCUGGAAUGACCACAAUAAGUGUGAGAUCUCUGAGAACCCACAUUCAACCUUGUGGUCCUUUCUUUCUUGGAGGAGAAAAAUACUCAAACAUAGGAAGCAUGACAAUGCCCAGCUGAUCACUGGCAUGUCCUUCCAUGGUACUACUAUAGGCUUGGCUCCUUUGAUGGCAAUGUGUUCUACCUAUCAGUCUGGAGGAGUGAAUAUGGAUCACUCUGAAAAUGCAAUUGGAGUUGCUGCCACAAUGGCCCAUGAAAUGGGGCAUAACUUUGGGAUGAGCCAUGACUCAGCUGGCUGCUGCACUGCCAGUGCUAAAGAUGGAGGGUGCAUCAUGGCUGCUGCAACAGGGCACCCAUUUCCCAGGGUUUUCAACAGGUGCAAUAGGAAGGAGCUGGACCGAUUUCUUCAGUCUGGUGGAGGGAUGUGUCUCUAUAAUAUGCCAGAUACUAAGACUUUAUAUGGAGGACAGCGGUGUGGAAAUGGCUAUCUGGAAGAAGGGGAAGAAUGUGAUUGUGGAGAGGUGGAGGAAUGUAAUAAUCCUUGCUGCAAUGCUGCUGAUUGCUCUCUGAAGCCUGGUGCUGAGUGUGCCCAUGGAACUUGUUGUCACCUGUGCAAGUUGAUCUCCCCAGGAACUCUUUGCCGGGACCAGGCUAGACCGUGUGACUUGCCUGAAUAUUGUACUGGCAGAUCGCCAUUCUGCCCUGCAAAUUUCUACCAGUUGGAUGGCACUCCAUGUGUGGAUGGGAGAGCCUACUGCUACAGUGGAAUGUGCCUCACUUAUGAACAACAGUGCUUGCAGCUCUGGGGUUCUGGAGCAAGGCCUGGACCUGAUAUCUGCUUUGAGCGGGUUAAUGCUGCUGGAGAUUCUUACGGAAACUGUGGGAAGGACAUCAAUGGCAGAUACAAGAAGUGCAACACAAGAGAUGCUAAAUGUGGCAAGAUACAGUGCCAAAGCUCUGCUUCCAAGCCUUUAGAGUCCAAUGCUGUUGCAAUCGACACAACCAUCAUGUUAAAUGGAAGGCAGAUCCACUGUCGUGGAACUCAUGUAUAUCGAAAUGAAGAAGAUGAAGGGGAUAUGUUGGACCCUGGAUUGGUGAUGGCAGGAACCAAGUGUGGAGACAGUCAUAUUUGCUUUGAAGGACAAUGUCGGAACACCUCCUUUUUUGAGACUGGAGACUGUGGGAAGAAGUGCAAUGGCCACGGAGUUUGCAACAACAACCAGAACUGUCAUUGUUUCAGUGGAUGGGCACCUCCUUUUUGUGAUAAACCCGGGAAUGGAGGAAGCCUAGACAGUGGCCCCAUGCCUCCAAAAAGUCCACUUCCAAUCAUAGCAGGAGUCCUGGUUUCUAUUGUACUUUUGAUUGUGAUUGGAGUGGCUUUUUGCUGCUAUAAAUGGAGAGCCAGGCUUGUGCCACUAAAGCAGAUGAUCAUAACACCAAAGAAAACACAGCAAUUCCGCACCCCUCCUCCUAUUCAGAAUGUUGCUAAUGGUCAUGCCAACCCAGGCUUCAAACUGAAAACUCCACAGGAACAGAGGAAGGUUCUUGGCAUACAGAGUAUUCCUCCUAAACCAGAAGUGCUUUAUUGCCAACCGCCUCCAGAGGUUGGAGUCCAUGCCCAGCUUCCACCUCCUCUCCCAGCUAACUAUACAAGGAAAUCUCCCAUUCCAGUGUGUCCGAGUGAGGUAAAGAAUUUGCCCAGACGGACUCCACCAAAUAGGCCAGCACCUCCAGCUCCUAAAAUCACUGUUCCACAGAAUCCUUCCCGACCCCAACCACCUCAGAAAGCUCUUCCUGCUAAUCCAGUUCCUGCAAACAACAGAGCUGGGAUGCCUAGGAUAAAUACAAGCACAGCAGCAGUACCAUCACAUGGUUCAAGGAGUGUGGGACUACAUCAGACCUUGACACAGAACUCAGCCCUCAAGAGUGUGGAAGCAGUGAAUACGCAAAAGUUUAGAAGCUGAAUUUCACCUUUCAACUUUGAUAUUCACAUCGGCAUCUUUCUGGUUUGACCUGGGAUUUCCAUGGGCUUUCCCCCCUGGGAGGAUGACAUAUGAGAGUCAUGUACAACUCUCAAAUUACUCUCCUGCUUCUCAUGUGACUCACAGAAGCCAGUUUCAGGGAUGGCUUUAGCAAAAGGAUCUACCAAUCUUGGCACAGGUAGACUCCCUUGAAAAUGAGAGGAGAUUCCAUCAUUACACACCAAUUGACUUUCUGUGUGUUUGUUUCUCCUUCCUUAUUACAGGAUUUACAUGCUUUAAAUGGCACUUACAGGUUAUAGUGCAAUAUGCUGAAAUGAGAGAGCGAGAGGCCUCAGUUUGCUCCCAGAUGACAAUCUUAAUCAGCCUCUCAUCAUGAGCCAGUGCAUUCUUCUCAGUUUUCCCAGAACACCAAUGUACAUUGCUAAAAUCAUAGUCAUAUGAAGAACACAAAACUCUGAGGCCCUUGCUGUUACCUUGUGGCUAAUAAAAUUGCCUCCAAAGUACUUUACAACACAUGGAAGCAUUUCCCAGCCUUGCUUAAUUUUGCAAGAUAGACUCUUUGGAGGAGAAUUUCCUCCUUCUUCUAAGAGAAUUCUCCACUUCUCAGUCUUUUAUUUGUGUAUUUUCCCACUGUUAUGGAUUUUUCUGUUCUUCUGUGGGGUGAGCCAUCCACUUCUCCCAGUCAAAUAUUUCCCUGAUUAUUGAUUUCAGGUCUUGGAAACAUUAGUGGCAUCAGUGCAGUGAGCUAUUACUCAGCUUCUGUGGUCCUUUGAAAGCUAUGCAGCCCUGUUCCCAUUUGGGAUCUUAACAACAGGGUCUGUUUGGCUGAACAGAAUGGUGUUGUUGGUUUUUUUAUUUUUAUUUUUUUGUAGGGGGGGACACUACUCUUGCAAUAGCCUUCACGGAUCUGGUAUUUUAGAGAUUCCACACUGGGCUCCAGUUGUCCCUUCCUCUACUCUUUUAGUCUCAGCUGUGUUUGUAUCAGAUCUACAGUCAGAUGUCUGCCAUGCUCACUCCUGCAGGUGAGAGGUUAGAGGUGACCAGCUUGUGUUUCAUUAGUAUUAAAUUCCAAAACAUAUUACUAGAGGUAUACUAAAGAAUUGGGGAUGCAGUUGAGGAGAAUAAUUUCCUCAUUGGAAAUAUUAGGACAAGCAGGACCAUUCCAUCACAAAUACAGACUCUUGUCAGAUGCAUCUUUUGAGCUCUUUUUUCUCCUCUGUAGAGUAUAGGAUCACAAUGGUGGGGAAGAUGUUGCUUCUCCAGAUGUUUUGAACUUUUGCUUCCAAAAGACCCAGACAGCAGGACCACUUCAAUGGUUUAUGUGAGCUGCAGUGCAAAACAGCUCUUUCAGUUCCUGCUCUGCCAGACACAUUGUAUACUUUGAUGUAUUCAUACUUUUCCCUACAAGGGCAUUAUAUCCAUAUGGAAGCAUUUCAAUGUAUGAAGCAGCAUCAGAUUUUAAAUUCUAGGUUAUUGAGCAAUCAAGGGAAUUGUGAGAGAGCAAUUAUUUGAGCUCCAGAUAACCCAAGUUUUGAUCUUAUGCUGGUGUUUAAGAAAGAAGUACCUUGCCAAUCAGUCAUUAGUAAUUUGUUUUCACAUAAUUAAUGGCAUGUAAUGAUCAGUUCUGUCACUUAUCAUUUUGUUUACAUAAUCAGUACACUCAGCUUGAGUUUUAGGGAACUUAUCUUUCAUUUGGACUGGACUUGUGUACUCAGGAAAUUUGCUUCUUUUGUUUACUUCAGGUUAUCUACAUUCUUGACCCAUAACCUGGGUUAUUCCAAAUUUACACUUACCCCUCUCUACCUAAGUGUUUGUUUAUAGCUUUUAGUUAAUACCAGUUAUUGCCAAGCAAUUUGGAAAUAACUUUUGAUUAAAUCUCAGUGGAUCCAAAAUGCCCUUUGUAUUUAGAAAAAUUCAAUCCAAAUCUCUCUAAAAACAGCUCCAAAUUAGAAAUGUAAACUCUUUAGUAUUCUUUGAGGAAUUGAAAUAAAUAAAUAAAAGGGUUUUUAAAAAAAAAAAAGAAUUGUAAUCUCUUGGAAACCAGCUCUAAAUUAGAAUUAGAAAAGUAGAAAGAUCUGAAGAGAUUAAAAAGAAAAUGAUAACAAAUCUGCAAUAAGACAAAGAGGCAGUAUAGACCAGCACUUCGUGCCAGCCUGACUGCAUUCUAGGGGUGAAGAAGGGCUGAGUGUUUACAUACUCAAAGCCCUUCUUCCUCCCCCGGGGUGCCAUCUUGGUACAUGCCUAUUUACAUGGGGUGUGCCACGAUGAAAUCCCUUGUGCGCACCUAAACAGCACUGUGCACAACGGGCAUCAUAACCACAGCAGUUAUGGCACCCCUUCUAUGGUGCAAAAAGAAGCCCCUUUUUGGGACUUCUUUUUGCUCCAUGCACAGGCUGCGGCGUGUGGUUACCACGGCCUGCUUCUGGGGCUAAAAGGGGUGGUGUUGAGUCCCAAAGUGUUCAGACAAGGUAAUUCAAAUGAAUUCCAUAAGCAUGGCAUAAUGGGUAGUUAGCUAUAGGUUACCCUGUUACCACACUAUUUUGCUGCACAUCAUUUCAAAUGAACAAACAGAUUCAUUUAUAUACAGCUUCAUACUGAACUAACAAUAUCUAAGCAGUUUACAGCUGUAAGCCAGUUGCCCCCAACAAUCUGGAUACUCAACAGACAACCAAAGCUCAUAAGCUUUGUGCCAUCCUUCUGGGUCCCAUGUUCCAAUUAACUUGUGGUUACUUAAAUCACUCAUCUAAUUUGGUGUCCAGUUGGCUCAAAAGAACAACCAAUUUGCUUCAUGGUGCUUUAAUUGUUGGGCAGGUCAUUAUAUUCAAUGUUUGUCUGCAACAUUACUGAAUGGAGGCUUUGCGUAUAUUCUCUCAGGUUUUAAAAGUUUGUCUUUUCUUCUUUUUUUUGGUGGUGUGGUAAUCUUUUUUCCUUGUGAAUCCCCCCCC
This is a messenger RNA of Sceloporus undulatus (fence lizard), 5778 nucleotides long. It is a transcript of the gene ADAM19, whose product is annotated as ADAM metallopeptidase domain 19. Gene Ontology annotation, biological process: membrane protein ectodomain proteolysis. Bases 68 to 2815 code for a protein of 915 amino acids. Lineage: Eukaryota; Metazoa; Chordata; Lepidosauria; Squamata; Phrynosomatidae. The transcript is spliced from 23 exons. Gene Ontology annotation, molecular function: metalloendopeptidase activity. The record is from RefSeq and is a predicted model, not a curated record.